AUGGCGGGGAUGAUGCUCUGCGAACCCACCGAGCUCUACAACAUCCUCAACCAGCACCGCCGCUUCCCCAGGCUGUCCGAGCCCAACUACCUCAUCCUGCUGGAUGCCCGCACUCUUCAUGAGUACAAUGAAAGCCACAUCAUUACAGCACGCAGGAUUGAACAGAGCCCUACAGGGGAGUAUCUGGUGCCAGAUCCUGAGGAACUGGCAUGUGUCAGAUACUGCGUGGUGUAUGACUGUAUGAGCAGCUCUUUGGACUUCUAUGACUCUGAGGAAGAGGAAAAAGAGAAAGAUGCUGAGGAAGGAACUGCUGCCCGACACGCCAGCAGCUUGCAGCAGUUCAGCCGCCAUCCGGUGCUUGUCCUCAGGGGAGGAUACAAACGUUUCUCAGCUUGCUACCACUUCCUGAGGACUCAGAAGAUACUGUGGAUGCCUCAGGAACUCGACAACUUCCAGCCGUACCCUGUAGAAAUACUGCCUGGAAAGUUAUACAUGGGCAAUUUCAAGCAGGCCUGCGACCAACAAAUUCAGAAAGAUUUGAAGAUCAAAGCACAAGUCAACAUUUCUGAACAGCCUGCAAUGCUGUGGGCAGAAGAAGGCAAAUACCUCCAUAUAUCUGUUCCAGAUUCACUUGAAGCAGAUCUUUUUUCUUCCUUUUCUACAAUUUGUCAUUUCAUUGACACCCAGCUGGAUCUCGGAGCAGUGCUGGUGUUCUCUAGCCUGGGGAUAAGCCGGAGCAGCACAGUAACCAUGGCCUAUCUUAUGCAUUCCUUCCAGUUUUCCCUGAAGAAAGCUUGGAACCACGUUCUGAAAUGCAAAACAAACGUGAGACCACACCGGGGCUUUGUGAAACAGCUUUCAGACUGGGAGGCUCAAAUCUAUGGGACCACCAUCACUGAUGUCUCUGAACCCAAUUACUGAGCACAGGAAAGGAUGGUUCUUUGU
This is a messenger RNA of Lagopus leucura (white-tailed ptarmigan), 945 nucleotides long. RefSeq names its product serine/threonine/tyrosine interacting like 1 (gene STYXL1). The transcript is spliced from 8 exons. Gene Ontology annotation, molecular function: protein phosphatase inhibitor activity; protein phosphatase binding; pseudophosphatase activity. Lineage: Eukaryota; Metazoa; Chordata; Aves; Galliformes; Phasianidae. Gene Ontology annotation, cellular component: mitochondrion. The record is from RefSeq and is a predicted model, not a curated record. Gene Ontology annotation, biological process: protein dephosphorylation; negative regulation of cytoplasmic stress granule assembly; positive regulation of intrinsic apoptotic signaling pathway. The coding region runs from base 1 to 921 and encodes 306 amino acids.